UUUGGAGUCAUAUACUCUAUCAAUUCGAUCUCCCCUGAAAGUUGUUUGCCAAAUUUUUUUGCCGGUAUUUCCAAACCUGAAAGUUGUUUCCCGGUGCCAGACAGUUAUUCGUGAAAAGCUCAAGUAGUAUCGGCUAACUAUCGGCUAAUAAUUACCUAGCCUCGGACCGCUUCGUAAGUAAUAGGAGGUAAAAUCUCGGUUAGAAAUGAAUUAAAAUUCAAUUUGGCUUAUUUGGAGGUUUUUGCAAAUUUCGCAAGGAGGUCUGUCUGCAGGGUUCAGAGCUGCUAGGGUUUUUGAACUCCCACAUCGAAGCCAUGCCCACAGUUAGCGUUGGGCGGGAUCGCCUGUUUGAGGCUCUGGGACAAUCUUACACGCAGGAGCAGUUCGAGGAACUCUGCUUUGACUUUGGAAUUGAACUGGAUGAUGUUACUACUGAGAAAGCGGUUUUGAGGAAGGAGAAACAUUUGAACGAGGAAGCUGCUGAAGACGAAGAGGUUAUAUACAAGAUAGAAGUUCCUGCAAAUCGCUAUGAUCUACUAUGCCUUGAAGGUCUUGCACAAGCACUACGCAUAUUUAUUGGCAAAGAAAAAGUUCCUAACUAUAAAGUAAUGGAUAUACCAGUCAAUUCUAUGCUGAAAAUGCAUGUCAAGCCAGAGACAUCGUUGAUAAGACCAUUUAUUGUUUGUGCUGUAUUGAGGAAUAUCACUUUCGAUGAAGCUAGGUAUAACAGCUUUAUUGAUCUUCAAGACAGGCUCCACCAGAAUCUUUGCAGGAAGAGAACCUUGGUUGCAAUUGGAACGCAUGACUUGGACACAUUACAUGAACCUUUUACAUAUGAGGCAUUGCCGCCAUCCCAAAUUAAGUUUAUUCCAUUGAAACAGGUGAGGGAAUUUAGAGCUGACGAGCUUAUGGAAUUCUAUAAGUCGGACAUGAAAUUAAAGAAGUUUUUACAUAUCAUUGAGAGCUCUUCUGUAUUUCCAGUGAUCUAUGACAGCAAGAGGACCGUAUUAUCUUUGCCUCCCAUAAUUAAUGGUGCUCAUUCUGCUAUUACUUUGAAAACGAAGAAUGUAUUCAUUGAAUGCACAGCAACUGACCUGACAAAAGCAAAAAUUGUUCUGAAUACAAUGGUGACAAUGUUUUCAAUAUACUGUGAAAAGAAAUUUGAGGUGGAGCCAGUUGAGGUGAUAACCUCGGAUGAAAAAUCUUUCAUUUAUCCAGAUCUCUCUGUUUGGAACUUGGAGGUUGAUAUACCAUAUAUUAUUCAAUCGAUUGGCAUUCCUAUAAAAGCGAAUGAGGCAAUAAGUUUAUUGAACAAGAUGCAGUUGCCUUCCAUAAGUGAAAAUUCUAAUAUCUUGGUGUCGAUACCACCGACAAGAAGUGACGUUCUCCAUAAGUGUGAUAUAAUGGAGGAUGUGGCUAUUGCUUAUGGGUUUAAUAAUAUUCCCAAGACCAAGCCGAAGUCCUUAACUCAAGGGAAGCAACAGUGCUUGAAUCAUGUCAGUGACUUGAUAAGGUUAGAGAUUGCCAUGGCAGGCUUCACAGAAGUGUUAACAUGGAUAUUAUGCUCUUAUGAAGAAAAUUUUUCUAUGGUGAAUAGAAAGGAUGACAAAAAGACUUCAGUGGUCAUUGGAAACCCUCGAUCAAGUGAAUUUGAGACUGCUCGAAUAAGUCUCUUGCCUGGUAUUUUGAAGACAACAGGACAUAAUAAAGAUCAUCCUCGGCCUAUAAAGAUAUUUGAGGUGGGCGAUGUUGUGAUCUUGGAUGGUGAAAGGGAUGUUGGUGCUGCAAAUCAUCGCCAUCUUGCUGCAUUAUAUUGCAACUCAAAUUCAGGAUUUGAGGUAAUUCAUGGUCUGGUGGACAGAAUUAUGGAAGUUGUUGGUGUACCUUUUGUUUCAGUGGGAGAUGAUUCGGGCUAUUAUAUAAGGCCAUCUCAUGAGCCAGAGUUUUUCCCUGGUAGACAAGCAAAUAUUAUAUUUAAAGGGAAGAGUAUUGGAGCAUUUGGAAUUGUGCAUCCCGAGGUUCUGGCUCGUUUUGAUAUUCUUGAUCCUUGUUCUAUGGUCGAGAUGACUAUUGAACCAUUUUUGUAGACUGCUAUUUGUGGAAUGGCAAUAUGAAUUUCACCAACAGAUUCUGUGAAUGUUGCGACCUUUUAUCUGAAAAAAGCUUCUCUCUCACACUCACUCACACACACGUGCAUGUGUGUGCGCACAAGGGUCACCAAUGACAUAAACUUGAGGAUGCAUUCCAUCUUUCUUCACAUAAACUGGCAAUUUUAUGUUGUAACAGCCGUUUUGUAUUCUUUGUAUUCGGAAAAACAAUUUUCGAAUGAGGUGUAUGACAACAUUCCAAAGUUUAGCAUCCCUAUUGCAACUGGAUUGUGGAAGCAGAAUUGGUCAUAAAUGUCACUUUCUUGGUUUUCUAAUCUUAUUUUGAAGUGCUCUGGUUCUGGAUGAUCUUUAAGGUAGACAGACCAAAACUAAUUUAUUGCUUUUAUGGCAAAAGUUUGCCAUACAAGAUUGAACAUUAGAUCAGCUAAUGUGGUGUGUAAUAAAAUCGAAGUACUCGGUGCAAUUCAAAAAUCUGGGCAUGAGGCUAAUUCAAAAUAAGUUUGACUGAAGAAGCCUCGAAUGAUUGUUAUGUUGAAUAGUUUAUAUUAAAUUUCUGAUAUAUUCUAUUUUUAAUGAAUAAUUAAGCUAUAUGAACUUUUCUUACUA
Messenger RNA from Cryptomeria japonica (Japanese cedar), 2714 nucleotides. RefSeq names its product phenylalanine--tRNA ligase beta subunit, cytoplasmic. The transcript is spliced from 19 exons. Gene Ontology annotation, molecular function: ATP binding; magnesium ion binding; phenylalanine-tRNA ligase activity. The record is from RefSeq and is a predicted model, not a curated record. The coding region runs from base 315 to 2087 and encodes 590 amino acids. Gene Ontology annotation, biological process: phenylalanyl-tRNA aminoacylation. Gene Ontology annotation, cellular component: phenylalanine-tRNA ligase complex; cytoplasm. Lineage: Eukaryota; Viridiplantae; Streptophyta; Pinopsida; Cupressales; Cupressaceae.